AUAGAGAAUAUUGUAGAAGCAUUUUGUCAAAUGACAAAAGGGGCGGGAGCACGACGUCUAUAUUCCACAAUAUCUCAGCAUUUCCAUGGAAUAAGCAGGCCCCAAAUAGAACGUUACGUCCAGAGCAGCAGCAGUUUGACAAAGUUGCAUCCAACCUUCCAAAAUAAGGCACCCUUAAAACCUGUGAGAGCAUGUGUACCUUUUGAAAGACACCAAAUUGACUUAGUAGAUUUCAGCAGCAAAUUAGAAACCAAAGAUGGGAUCACCUAUCGCUUUGUGUUGUCUAUACUGGACGUUUUUUCUAGGUUUUUAUGGCUUAGGCCACUAUGUGACAAAACAUCACAGAGUGUUGUUAAAAGUUUAGUGCAGAUGUACUUAGAUCAGCAAUGGGGUGCUCCCAAAAUUAUCCAAACAGAUCAGGGUGGCGAGUUUAAGGGCAUGAUGAAUUCACUCUGUGAAAAACUUGGAGUCAGGCUCAUCCAUUCUCAAGCCUACCACCCACAGUCUCAAGGAAAGGACGAGCGUUCACAUAGAGUGUGGAAGGACUGUUUGCGGUAUGACCUUCAGCACCUGGAUGAUAUCUCCUGGGUAGACAGUCUUCCUGACUAUUGCCGCAUUCACAAUGAAUCGGUCAACUCAGCAAUUGGUUGCAGUCCUUACAGAGCCAUGUUUGGAUUCCAUCCACACCAUAUCACCAGGCUGUUGAAAGCAGGAGGGAAAAGUAUGGAUGGAUACACAUGUGAAGACAAUGCAGAAUAUGAAACUGUUGAAGAACAUUCUCAGGUUAGUGAAGGGACCCUAAACAGAUUGAAAGAACUGCAAGAUAUCAGGAGAGAAGUCCUGAUAAAAUCAGACAAAUCUUCAUCGAAAAUGGUGGAUAAACAUUUGAAGACCAAUCCCCCUUCUCAGUAUGAAGUGGGGAGAUUGUCCUUUGUUCGUCAUCUAGGCAAGGACAAAGGAGUAAACUUCAGGGUGGGCAGAAGAUCACCUCCAAAAGCUGUUGAGGGUGAGAUUUUGCAAGUAGACAACAAGCUCCACAAAUACAAGGUGCGGAUUGGAAAAAAAAAGUUUCAUGGCGAUCUGUUUGCCAGAUUACAGCAUUAA
Haliotis rubra (blacklip abalone) is the source of this 1104-nucleotide messenger RNA. RefSeq lists its product as uncharacterized. NCBI's taxonomy places the organism in Eukaryota, Metazoa, Mollusca, Gastropoda, Lepetellida, Haliotidae. Gene Ontology annotation, molecular function: nucleic acid binding. Bases 31 to 1104 code for a protein of 357 amino acids. The record is from RefSeq and is a predicted model, not a curated record. The transcript has 4 exons. Gene Ontology annotation, biological process: DNA integration.